This is a messenger RNA of Austrofundulus limnaeus, 5043 nucleotides long. It is a transcript of the gene ksr1a, whose product is annotated as kinase suppressor of ras 1a. The coding region runs from base 344 to 3271 and encodes 975 amino acids. The transcript is spliced from 21 exons. Lineage: Eukaryota; Metazoa; Chordata; Actinopteri; Cyprinodontiformes; Rivulidae. The record is from RefSeq and is a predicted model, not a curated record. Gene Ontology annotation, cellular component: cytoplasm. Gene Ontology annotation, biological process: Ras protein signal transduction; protein phosphorylation. Gene Ontology annotation, molecular function: ATP binding; protein kinase activity.
UGAAAAGCGUCUCUCUGAGCCGUCGGUGGAAAGCCCGACACGGACUGAAAACAUACGAGCCGAGCCUGGCCGGACCUCGGGCGAACUUGUCUGGAUACGAUUAAAAAUAUACAUAUCGAUUUAAAAAAAAAAACCCAAUAUUCAGCUCGGGAUUUUUUUAUUUUUAUUUAUUUAUUUGUUUAGUUUGAAAGCCGGGGGAAGCUGUUUUUGGUGGAGGAGGUUGGGGAAACGACAACCUACUCCUGUCAGCUAACUUCCAGACCACGGCAGGUCGCUGCCUAUGUYUUCACCGAGCUCAGCGGUUUGACUCCCGGCCCCUCCAGCCGUGCCCCGAUGCUGAGGAAUGGACAGCGUGUCUGCUAAAGGUGGGAACAUGGUCGAGAGUGAUGAGCAGCCGGAGAGGAGGGACCACGGCGGCGGCGCAGCGACCAUGGCCGCGCUGCAUCAAUGCGAACUCAUCCAGAAUAUGAUUGAUAUCUCCAUCUCCAGCUUACAGGGGCUACGGACCAAAUGCGCCGCGUCCAACGACCUCACGCAGCAAGAAAUCCGCACUUUAGAGGUGAAGCUGAUGAAAUACAUCUGUAAACAGCUGCAGUGCAAGCAGAAAGUGCCCGGGACGGAGAGGCCCGAGGCCCUGGACAGCUACCCACGCUUGCGAGACUGGCUGCGCACCGUCAACCUGCGGCCGGCGCUCAUCGAGACAUUAGAAGCAAAGUUGUCUCUGGACUCCUUACUGCUGAUGACCAGUGCUCAGGUCAGAGAUACAAUGCGAAGACUUGGAUCUACUUCAGAAGAAUGUGCUAAACUCAGCGCUGCCCUCUCCUGUCUGAAGAGUGCCACUGAAUCAGGAGGGGAACUAAGAGAUGACGGAGUCUCCUGGAUCUCUGAGCCCACCAGGAGGGACAGUGGCUCUCUACUGACUGCAGAUCAGCUAACCAACUUUGGAACUCCCCUUCGCUCCCACAGCCCGUCGCCUCUAGCCCGCCCAUCAGCCAUCCACUCCACCCCGUCUACCCCGAGCGCUACCUUCCCCCAUCCCCGCUCCGGCUCCGUCUCGACGGCGCCCACGCCGGAAGCGCUGGCGUCCUACGUCCACGGCGGAGGCUCGCUCGCGGAUCCCUUCCCCGUGCCUUUGUAUCGCGCCGCUCGCAUGCAGGGACGCAUCUCCACGCCGCCCGUCACGCCGCCCUCCAAAAGGCGGCACCGGCCGAAGCCGCCGUGUACGCCGCCGCCUCCGUCCCGCAAGGUGCUGCAUCUGUUUCCCAACAUCUCUCUGACACGCAGCAAAAGCCACGAGUCCCAGCUGGGUAAUCGCAUCGAGGAUCCGCCCACUAACAAGUGCGGUAAAAAGACUAAGUUAUUCCUGAAUAUGCAAGUGAACGGGAACGGCUGCGAAGACUCGCCUUCCCGUUACCCCGUUCUGUCCGCACGGACCCCCGGAGUUACUCCCACCACAGCACCAUACACCCUGCCGGGGACGCCCACACUAAUAGAGGAGCACAGUGUAGUCAAGAAUAAUGUAGCAGUCCAUCGUAGCUCCCCACAAGCAGUGAGGAGGGACAUAGGCUUAGCAGUCACACACAGGUUUUCUACCAAGUCCUGGUUGUCUCAGACGUGUCAAGUGUGCCAGAAGAACAUGAUGUUCGGGGUGAAGUGCAAACACUGCCGAUUAAAGUGCCACAACAAAUGCACAAAGGAGGCUCCAUCAUGCAGAAUCUCUUUUCUACCUAUUGCCAAGAUUAGAAGGACUGAGUCAGUUCCUUCUGAUAUUAACAACCCUGUUGACCGGCCACAAGACACCCCACAUUUUGGUACACUACCAAAGGCCAUCACAAAAAAGGAUCAUCCUCCUGUGAUGAACCAGCUGGACUCCAGCAGCAACCCAUCCUCCACGACUUCAUCCACACCUUCCUCCCCAGCACCCUUCCAGCAGAGCAACCCUCCCAGUGCCACGCCGCCGCCCAACCCCUCGCCCAAAGGCCACAGGGACAUCCGCUUCAACUUCCCUGCUGCGUGUUACUUUCAGCACAGACAGCAGUUUAUCUUCCCCGAUGUUUCCAGUCCUUCAAGUUUGUACUCUGAUGUCCUUCAAGACACAGUCAACGAGAUAGAACCGUCUACAGAUGACGUUCACGCUGAGCUGGUGGAAGACGAAGAUGAAGAGGAAGCCGAGGAGGACGGCGACGAUCCCGAAGCGGAGGAGGRGAACGAGGACGACGACGAGGGAAAUGACGACGACGGCGGGGAGGACGGGGAGCGGGCGAGGGCGAACGUGGGCUCCGACGGCGAGUGCGACGAGCUGGAYGAUCUCCCCUGCUCCCGCGGGAACCAGUGGAAGGGCCCCAUCUCCCGCAAACCCAGUCAGACCAGCGUCUACCUGCAGGAGUGGGACAUUCCUUUCGAGCAGCUGGAUCUCGGAGAACUCAUAGGAAAGGGCCGGUGGGGCAGAGUGCACAAGGGCCGGUGGCACGGCGAGGUCGCCAUUCGACUUCUYGAGAUUGACGGUAACAAUCAAGACCACCUGAAGCUCUUUAAAAAGGAGGUGAUGAACUACAGGCAGACCAGGCAUGAGAAUGUGGUCCUCUUUAUGGGGGCCUGCAUGGCUCCACCUCACUUAGCCAUCAUUACCAGUUUCUGUAAAGGGAGGACGUUGUAUUCUGUUGUUCGGGACAGUAAGAAUAAUCUGGAUAUUAAUAAAACAAGACAAAUCGCUCAGGAGAUUGUAAAGGGAAUGGGCUAUCUGCACGCCAAAGGCAUCGUUCACAAAGACCUGAAGUCCAAGAACGUUUUCCACGACACCAAUAAAGUCGUGAUCACAGAUUUCGGGCUGUUUGGGAUCUCUGGAGUUGUUCAGGAGGGAAGGCGUGAGAACAAGCUAAAACUUCCACACGGCUGGAUUUGUUACCUCGCGCCAGAGAUUGUGCGCAAGAUGAGCCCCGGUAACAACGAUGACCGCCUUCCUUUUUCCACCGCAGCAGACGUGUACGCCUUCGGGACAAUCUGGUAUGAGCUUCAAGCGAGGGACUGGCCGAUCACCAACCAGCCUGUUGAAGCCACCAUCUGGCAGGUUGGGAGCGGAGAGGGCAUAAAGAAGGUUUUGGCAGAGAUCAACUUGGGCAAGGAGGUCACGGAGAUCCUCUCUGCCUGCUGGGCCUACGAGCUGAGGGAGAGGCCCACCUUCAUCCAGCUGGCCGACAUGCUGGAGAGGCUGCCCAAACUCAACCGCAGGCUGUCCCACCCAGGACACUUCUGGAAGUCUGCAGAGUUGUAGCCGUCACUCUGAAACAUAAGCAAUGCAAAACAAAAGCCUGGGUCUGCCUUGCAUGCUCCUGAAACCUUAACUUUUUACAGGAUCGAUCAGCCUCCGCCUGAACCGGGCGCCGCUUCCAACUAAUCUGCAGUCUGAUCUUCCUCGUCUAACCGUGUGUCUGUCCGCGUCUCAAAUCUCUCUUUGCCUUCUUGGUUUUGCUUCUCUAAUGUCACGUUUGGGACUCGGAGGCUUGUGGAUAACUGGCUUAUGGUGUCUGUGCUGAGGCUGACUGGCGUGCUGUGGGUCCGUGCCUGCUGAUGGGCUGCCCCCCCUMCUCCUCUUUCUGCUGCUGCUGCUGUGAUGUGAUGUGGUUCUCACCGAGGUCCUGUCCACAAGGCGCCUUUUUUUUUUCUUUCUGAAACACACACACACACAUAAAGACGCUGCUGGACAUAAAAUGGACCCAAUCACUGAAUGGACCACUUCAUUUAUCAGCAUUUCCCCCCGGAGGGCUCGACACAUGUUGGACAGGCUGCUUGAGUGACGCUCUCAAACCAACUGCCUCUCGCCUCCCUUCACUCUCUUUGCUUUUUUAUUUUUUCUGGCUUGUAUAAGGGCAUGUGCACCAGCCUAUGUCUGAACACAAUAUGCACUUUGUCAUCAAGCGAAAAAAAAAAUAACUAUAAACUUUUAUUUUUGAAUUUUGUUUUGCAUGAGGAGAUUUGUUGUGUUUCAAUGGUUUCCUUCUCCAGGAGGCAGAACAGUGCGAUAUGCUCGCUUGUUUCUUUUUAUUUAUUUUUUAUUGAAGUACAGUCUGAUGAAUCACUUUUUAUUGGAUGCAUUUAAAAACAGGUCACAAACUAAGAUGCAUGUGCAAAGAAAACAUGCAUCRAAACUAAGUGAAUUCACUAAAGUGAUUCCAAUCUGUGCAGAAAAAAAACAAAAACAAAGAUCCUUGCUGGUGCAAAUGUGUCCCAACAUUCUCCCCCAAAAGUMCCUCCUCUCCUGUGCGCUGUUUGUGAUUUCUGGCUUUGGAUUGCAGGCUUGUAUUUAUGUUUUUAUUUAUGUGGUUGGUUUGUUUUUAUUUCCCUGUGGGUGCAUGUGAACCUGGGUGAGCCAACGAUGCUGGAGUACGUAGAUUUUUUUUUGUGAAAGAGUGCUCUAAAUGUGUUGCAAAAAUCUAAUGUGUGUAAUGUACAUACGUUAUUUAAUCUAUAGCAAAUUAACACAGUUCUAUUUGUAAAAACCUUUUUAUAUGUAAAAUACAUCAUGUUUUUGAAAAGGUACUACUGUUCUUACAGAUGUGUACAUAUAUAAUAUAUAUUUAUAUUUUUUCAUGUAUAAAAUACUGUAUAAAGCUGUACGUUUUUUAAGGAUGGGCCAGUUCAUGUUUUUUAUGUUGUAAAAAUUCAUAUUUUUGUAUUGCAUGUGACAACCACUCUGUAAAUGCGACUUAUGUUUUCAUCCAUGAGGACAAUAAAACAGGCUUGUCAUGUAUGAACGAGUAGAUGCUGUCACUCGAUGACUUUGGGGCUGUGGACGAUCGGUGGUCAGUGCUGCGGUCUCUGCAGGUUGGAGUCAAGGUUGCAUCUGGCAUAAAAGAAUUGUCUAAUUUUUUUAAUGUGUAUUUGCUUGCUGUKGUGAACUUUGCAGAAGGGAGCAGCCAAAACAACGAUGAACUGACUUCAACAAAACUCUUCAAAAGAACCACACCACACUUGACUUUGUGUAGUGAUCCCAGUAUGCAUUUUGAAUGUAUCAUGAAUAAAAAGUUCGCUGAAAUUAUAAAUUAA